CCAACCACCGUGUAUAAUCAUCGGUCGGUGGUUGGAGAAACAACAAAAAAGAAACUUUAAUACAUUGUAAACCCAAAAUCAUUGCACUCGGAUUUCGAAAAAAGAAAAGACGCAUAAAUUUGAAAUCGAAACAGAAAAAUACACGGUAAAAAGCUUUUAAAAGUGAGACUAACGUAGCGUGAUUUGAAUUUAAGAUUGCUUUUUGACCGAAGAAAAGUAAGGUUCAAAAUUUGCUUUGUGAGUCGUGUAAAAAGCAUUGCUCGUUAUUUUUUUCCCUAAUUUUACAAAGAACUGCGGUGGAACUAUGCUGUAGUGAAGCAUAAAACUUGCAACUAGCAGAUGAUAAAAAUGAAAUGUAGUUGGUGAAAGGCAAGGACAAAUGCGACAUUUUUGGAUUUUUUUCGAGGAACGCAAACCUGAUUAAAAGGGUCUUGGCGCGACAUCGAGCAGUUUGUCAACCAAUGCAUAGCAUGUGGAUGCAGCACGCAUUUUGAAAUUGAAGUUUUAACUCCAACAUAUUCGAGAAAAUCCGUCAAUCUGGAAGUGUGAAUAAUCGGGAAAAUUGAUCGGCCAGUGUCAUAGGAAAAUUGAAUGAAAAUUUUCCUCGUUCUGUUCUGUGUGUGAGUGCGCGAGAGGAAGAGAAAAGUGCGUACACAUCAAAAGCAGUCAUAUGUGAUAGGGAGUGAGAGUGGGAAUAACAUCGGGAGGCAGGUCCUUGCACUCCUGCGAAUGGUUUGUUGUCACGUUGGGGGCAGUGUGAGAUUGGAUCCAUCAAGCUUUACUAGAGGACGAUAUCAAUGAGAGAAGUGAGCACGAGAGAGCGUUUAAGCUCCCAAAAGUAAUCUACCAAAGCUCAUUCGCUUUUAACCUAUCCUUUUCGAGGGGAGCACGUUUGUGUAGCCGUGUAUUAUUACAUGCUCGGCGAUCGAUACCAACGGAUUUGUCAACAACAUCCACGGCUGCAGGUGGACGGCUGUCCCGCACACAGGAAAGGGACAUUAUAAACAAAACAAAGGACUAACAACGUUACAUUUCGGGCGGAGGGAAUCAACGCAGUUUUCGUAGUAGUGUGAGAAGUGACGGAAGAUAAUGCGAGAAAGUCCAGACUGAAUUAUCGUCGAAGGUUGAUUCAAUUGAGAUAAGGCAAUAUUUUUGCUAAGGUUUGGCGAAAGCGUUUUCCGUCGUGUCGAGAGAAACAUGAUUUUGAUCGCUGGAGUUGAUAAUUACCUUAACGUACCCAUGGAGACCACCACUUUCCUAGGAGCGGCACUCGGAUUCAUUGCUUUACUCUUGGUUCUGUUUCUGUACAUCAACCGGAAAUGGUGCUUCGCCACACCUGGAUCGUUUAUCUGCUGCGAUGAAAACACCCUGCCAGCUAAAACGGUUCACACUAUCCGGAGUCGUUUCGCAUACGAUGGCAACUCGAGUUCCGACUCGGAGGAGGAAAUUCUUCGCCGCUUGAAACUGCAGCAGUCUUGCAGUCUACACAGCAGCGGCCAGCUGUCCCGUUACGGUGCCGGUGCGCUAAGCCCGCUAGAUGCCGAUCUAGCGUCCAGCUUGGGUGGCUUACAGCACAUCACCAUCGGUACACCGCUGGACGAGGGGCAGCCGAGCAGGAAGGAGAGCCGAAAGCAUCAUCAUCAUCACGGUAACGGUCAUGGCCACCACGGUCACCAUCAUGGCGGCAACGGUCAUCAUCACCAUCACCACAACAGCCGCCAUGCAUCGUCGAGGGACCCCUUGGCAUUGGCGGAAAGGGGCAAGAUUGGGAUGCCGCACUCGAGUAGCGAAUGCAGCUCGAACAGUUCGGUGGAAGCAUCCGUAGAAAGUAAUACGGGUUUGGUGGGCGGUGAGAAAAAGGAUCGACGACUGAUUCUGCAAUCCGCGGGUGGUGGUACGAAAAUUAACAGUCCAACGAAGGAGACGCUAACAUCCGCGGACGGCAAGAAGGAUCAAGUAAACAAUGUCAUCGGUUCCAGCACGACCACAAAAUACAACAGACUACCUGUUCAACAACAGGAUAGUCUAGAGGAUGUUCCCGAUAUCAACAGCAACCAAGACUGCAUCGUAGUUCUUUCACAAGAACCUCUUUUUGACACGAGUGAUCUAAAAUCACUCAAGUCGGACACGGGAACGAUCGGUCCGGGUCCGGAGAGUCCAACUUCGACCAGCUGCCCCAAUGGAACGCUGGAGGUCUCGCUUCUGUACGACGCACCGUUGCGAAAAAUGACAGUCCAUGUGUUGCAAGCACGUGGUAUUCCAUCCCGAACCAGUGCGAGUAGUGCGACGAGCAAUCCCAAUGAACCACCUAGUCUCAAGAGCAAUCAGUCGACUACGCACACCCAGGUCAGGCUGCUGAUGCUGCCGAGCAAGAAGCAGAAACACAAGACCAAGAUCCGGUCGGGCGAGAACCCUCAAUUUAUGGAGAGUUUUCUGCUGCAUCGUGUCAACCCGGAGGAGGUCAACUCGAUGGGUUUGAGGAUUCGAGUAUACGGGUGCGAACGAAUGCGGAGGGAGCGUUUGAUCGGGGAGUCAAUUGUGAGUUUCGCCAACAUCGAUUUGGAGCUGGAAACAAAUCUGUGGUUACCGUUGGAACCACGAGCGAAUUCCGCGAACACCGGGUCUACGAGUGAUCUGUUAAGUUUGGCUCGAUCGGACAGUACGGGUUCAACUACGUCGAUGCAACAUGGCGGGGUUCCGGAGUUAUUGCUUGGACUUGGUUACAAUGGCACCACGGGGCGGUUAACUGUUGAGAUCGUAAAAGGCAGUCAAUUUCGUAAUUUGGCAUUGAACAAGGUUCCAGAUACGUACGUAAAAUUGUGUUUGGUCAGCAGUAUGGGCCAAGAGAUGGCUCGGGCGAAGACUUCAACGAGGCGUGGACAACCGAACCCGUUGUUUAAGGAAACGUUUAUCUUUCAGGUUGCCUUAUUCCAGUUGAACGACGUCACGCUGAUGGUAUCGGUGUACGCGAAGCGAAACAUGAAGCGCAACGAAAUGGUCGGCUGGUUCAGCUUGGGGCUAAAUUCGAGCGGUCCGGAGGAGAACGCCCACUGGGGCGAUAUGCGCGAGGCGAUGAAUCCCCGAUCGGAACUGGUGACGCGAUGGCACGUGCUGGUGGAUUCCUGAUUUAACUAGCUAGGGCUCUCCCCUCGGCAGAGCACGGUCAUCAGCGAAGAUAUCGCCGAAGUAGCAGGAUCCGGUAGGCACAGGCCAUCGUUGUCUCGGUCUCACCAUCGGAGCCGUCGGAGCUCCGCGAGUACCGGGUCGACGUUGGCAAAUGCGGAGGUGCCACCGGUAGUGCUAUCGUCGCAGCCACCGGUCUCGGGAUCGCAGCAGGCACCGUCUGCAGUGCCCUGGGAUCGGGACUCGGUUGCUGUGGACAUCUCGUUGAUGCCAGGGAGUGACCUAGAGUUUGUGUAGACUAUCAUACUCAACAACGAUUGAGAGGGAUUGGCACAGGUGCCAAGCGUGGGACGGAUUUUGAACCCUUUGGGUACGAAUUUGUGACAUAGAUACUGUGUAUGUAUGUAUUGUGUGUUUGUCUGUGGUGUUGGAUAUUUGUUGUGAAGUUUAGUUUCGCUCGUACAUUAUCAAACAAAAUAAUCAAAUAGUGGCACCCGUUUUAGUUUGAAUCCUACGAAUAAAUUUUGGUGUUUCAUCGAGUCGUAUUUAGGCGUAAGAUUUACGGAAUCUACGAUGUGUUGGAUGUUAUCGGUAAGAACGUUUGAUGGACAGAAACUUAUUUUUCAUAAAAGUAAAUUGUAUGAAAUUUAAUGUGAAGAAAAAGGGGCGAAAGUAGUGUACACGAAGCUUUAAAAAUAGUUACCACAGAGGAUGUUAUGAACAGAACUGUUGCGCGAAAAGAUUUUAUGAUUGUUGUAACUUUUCUAAGUUUUGAGUUCUGAUUUCCAUCGACCUAAGGUGCUAUUUGAAAGAAUCGAUGGAAUCAACCUAAGAAGAUUAGGGCGAAAUGGUUUGUCAUGGGAGCUUCAGGAUAUUACCUUUUGUUUGUCGUCUGUUGAAAAAUAUUCAGAAAUAUGGAUAUGGUGUUGGUCAAAAUCCAGCCAAUUUCGUCGCUUCAAAAAUGUAAAAAAAUCAGCGAGCAGAAUUUAACGAAAUGUUGCACCCAUAUCUAUAAACUGAAUUCCAAUAAUAGUUUGACAUGGAAGAAAUAGUGCGUGGUGCGUACCUAUUUAAUUGCAGAAUGAUUAGGUGUCAUUGAAAUAAAUAAGGACAAAACUAUGAGAGAGUAAAAACCUGAUCAAUAAUAGUGGUGUGCUUUCAGAAGUACCGUUUGUAACUCACCCGUAAGAACUGUGUGAACCCGAAGUAAUAAAAAAGUAUCUUUCGUGGGUAUGCCAAUUAUAUCUACCGUAUCUGGAAUCUAUAGUCUAGUUAAAUUUUCAUAAUAAAGAACGCGGGCGUUGAUUUCGCUGAAGAACAGGACGGAGCAAUUUUAUAUGAGUCUGGAACGAGUUCACAAGUUUUGUGAAGAUAUUGGAUAGGAAAAGACAAGUCGACCGAUGAUAGCAGAUUUGAAAUGUCGAUGAUCAGGAUGCACUAAAAUUAAUGGAAGGAGGCUUUUGAAAGGAAAAUGUCCAGCUUACCUCCAGGCCUCUUACGGUGUCAUCCAGAAUGGCUGCCGUGCCCACUUUUUCACUCCAAUCAGCACCGAGCAGUUUGUUUGUGAUUGAAAAAACACACCUGAUUAUGCUUUUACUAGAAAAAGUAUCAGAACUAUGUUAGAAUCCUUUAUCAAUCCACACAUUGAUAAAUUAUCAAACC
Messenger RNA from Armigeres subalbatus, 4785 nucleotides. Its product is annotated as synaptotagmin-14-like. The coding region runs from base 1198 to 3126 and encodes 642 amino acids. The record is from RefSeq and is a predicted model, not a curated record. NCBI's taxonomy places the organism in Eukaryota, Metazoa, Arthropoda, Insecta, Diptera, Culicidae. The transcript is spliced from 7 exons. Gene Ontology annotation, molecular function: phospholipid binding.